CGUGCCCUGGAAACGGUCAAGGACAUUAAAAUGGAUCGGAAGGUGCUUAAGCAGAGCACCCUGUUGAGGUUCUUUGAAAGCCCCACCGGGACAACAGACUGACAGCACGCAAGGGCGCACCCCACCCUUUCAAAGAGCCUGUGCGUCAGUUCGAGGCUUGAGCUGCCCUUUUCCCCCAGCAGUGGAGAGCCCGUCAACCCUCUGAAAGCAGAGCUGCUCCAUGUGCCUUCCUGAGUGAGGGGCCUGCUCCUCCCUGGAUUGCAGGGCAUCUCCAAAGUAGCCAUCAGAGUGCACCCUACUUGGCCGGUGUGCUGUGGGUGUGGACUCUGCGCUACAAUGAGGAACGGAUCCGAAGGAGCCCCCCUUGGGAGGGAGGGUGGCCAGGAGAGGCUAUGGUGCAGGCGGCUCUGGCCAGAACACACUGCUGGGCACUAGGGCUGGCCACUGGCUGGGGGAGCCUCGAGGACCCAUUUCUAACCGUGCUCCUCUGCUGCAGCCUGGCCAACAUCCCCCUGACCCCAGAGACACAGAGGGACCAGGAGCGACGGAUUCGCAGGGAGAUCGCCAACAGCAACGAGCGAAGGCGCAUGCAGAGCAUCAAUGCGGGGUUUCAGUCCCUAAAAACACUCAUCCCACACACAGACGGGGAGAAGCUCAGCAAGGCAGCGAUCCUGCAGCAGACGGCGGAGUACAUUUUUUCUCUGGAGCAGGAGAAGACGCGGCUGCUGCAGCAGAACGCUCAGCUCAAGCGCUUCAUCCAGGAGUUCAGCGGAUCCUCCCCGAAGCGGCGGCGAGCAGAGGACAAGGACGAAGGCAUCGGAUCGCCGGACAUCUGGGAGGAUGAGAAGGCUGAGGACCUGCGCCGGGAGAUGAUCGAGCUCCGGCAGCAGCUGGAUAAGGAGCGCUCGGUCCGGAUGAUGCUGGAGGAGCAGGUACGCUCUUUGGAGGCCCACUUGUACCCGGAGAAGUUGAAGGUGAUUGCCCAACAGGUGCAGCUCCAGCAGCAGGAACAGCUCCUGCCUGCUCACGGCCCUCCGGCACCCACCCAGCACCCAACGGUGAUUGUGCCUGCACCACCUCCACCUUCACACCAUGUCACCGUGGUAACCAUGGGGCCCUCCUCAGUGAUCAACACUAUCUCAACGUCCAGGCAGAACCUGGACACGAUCGUUCAGGCCAUCCAGCACAUUGAGGGGACUCAGGAAAAACAGCUGCUGGAGGAGGAAGAGCAGCGCCGGGGGGCAGUCAUUGUGACCCCAGCCCGAGCCAGCCUGGACCCCUCAAACUCGGACACGGCCUCUGACCUGGAGGCGGAGGACGACGAUUCCAUGGAACACAGCAAGGCCCGGAUGCCCUGACCUCUGCCUGGCAGCGGGAGGGUGAGCAGGGUGGGGG
Messenger RNA from Pseudonaja textilis, 1395 nucleotides. RefSeq names its product transcription factor AP-4 (gene TFAP4). NCBI's taxonomy places the organism in Eukaryota, Metazoa, Chordata, Lepidosauria, Squamata, Elapidae. Gene Ontology annotation, cellular component: nucleus. Gene Ontology annotation, biological process: regulation of transcription by RNA polymerase II. The record is from RefSeq and is a predicted model, not a curated record. Gene Ontology annotation, molecular function: protein dimerization activity; DNA-binding transcription factor activity, RNA polymerase II-specific; RNA polymerase II cis-regulatory region sequence-specific DNA binding.